This is a messenger RNA of Felis catus (domestic cat), 3219 nucleotides long. RefSeq names its product trophoblast glycoprotein like (gene TPBGL). Gene Ontology annotation, molecular function: protein binding. Lineage: Eukaryota; Metazoa; Chordata; Mammalia; Carnivora; Felidae. The transcript has a single exon. Bases 454 to 1629 code for a protein of 391 amino acids. Gene Ontology annotation, cellular component: plasma membrane. The record is from RefSeq and is a predicted model, not a curated record. Gene Ontology annotation, biological process: negative regulation of canonical Wnt signaling pathway.
UCUCAGCAGCCCCGGAGCUGGAGAGUGGGGGAGAGAAAGCGCAGCAGCGGAAAGCUCUGAUUCUCCGGAGCCUCCCACCCCUCCUCUGGGCGAGGAGGGCGCGGAGGCUCCUCUGGGGGAGGAGGAGGAGGCCGGGAGGCGGGGAGGGGGGAGACAAACCGACAAACCCUGCCCACUCGGCUCCAAGCCCGGAACGGCCGCGGAAGUCGGAGGCCGGCGCGCAGGGCGAGGAGGGCACCGGGGGCGGGGGGCUCCGCUCCCCGCCUGACCCCUCUCGCCCCAGACAGGAAAGUGAAGGCUCCUCGGACUUUAGAGCCAGCGGACGGACAGACCGCGACCGCCAGCCGCUCCGGGUCAAGGACUUGCCCCGGCCGCCCCCCUCCCCGCCCCCCAGGCGCUCCGAACUCACUGGUGAGCGCGGCGGCCAGGGCGCUGGAUGCCGGGGCAGCUGCGAUGGCCCCGCGCUCGGGACAGCCGGAGCAAAGGGGGCCGCUCCUGCCGGGGCUGCUGCUGGUGGCGGCGGCGCUGAGCCGGCCCGCCGCGCCCUGUCCCUUCCAGUGCUACUGCUUCGGCGGCCCCAAGCUGCUGUUGCGCUGCGCGUCGGGCGCCGAGCUCCGGCAGCCCCCGCGGGACGUGCCGCCCGACGCGCGCAACCUCACCAUCGUGGGCGCCAACCUGACCGUGCUUCGCGCGGCCGCCUUCGCCGGCGGGGACGCUGACGGGGAGGAGGAGGAGGCGGCAGCGGGCGGCGUGCGCCUGCCGCUCCUCAGCGCGCUGCGCCUCACGCACAACAACAUCGAGGUGGUGGAGGACGGCGCCUUCGACGGGCUGCCCAGCCUGACGGCGCUCGACCUGAGCAACAACCCUCUGCGCGCGCUGGGCGGCGGCGCCUUCCGCGGACUGCCCGCGCUGCGUUCCCUGCAGCUCAACCACGCGCUGGCGCGGGGCGGCCCCACGCUGCUGGCCGCGCUGGACACCGCGCUCGCCCCGCUGGACGAGCUGCGCCUGGUGGGCCUGGCGGGCAACGCGCUGAGCCGCCUGCCGCCCGCAGCUCUGAGCCGGCCGCGCCUGGAGCAGCUGGACGCGCGCCUCAACGCGUUGACCGGCCUGGGCCCCGACGAGCUGCGCGCGCUCGAGCGCGAUGGCGGCCUCCCCGCGCCGCGCCUGCUGCUCGCCGACAACCCCCUGAGCUGCGGCUGUGCCGCGCGCCCCCUGCUGGCCUGGCUGCGCAACUCCACUGAGCGCGUACCCGACGCGCGGCGCCUGCGCUGCGCCGCCCCGCGGGCGCUGCAGGACCGGCCUUUCCUGGACCUGGACGAGGCUCGGCUGCGCUGUGCCGACGGCGAUGCAUACGGUCGCGGGGAAGAAGUGGAACUCGCCGGCCCGGAGCUGGAAGCCUCCUACGUCUUCUUCGGGCUGGUGCUGGCGCUCAUCGGCCUCAUCUUCCUCAUGGUGCUCUACCUAAACCGCCGCGGCAUCCAGCGCUGGAUGCGCAACUUGCGCGAGGCCUGCCGGGACCAGAUGGAGGGCUACCACUACCGCUAUGAGCAGGACGCCGACCCUCGCCGCGCGCCCGCUCCGGCUGCCCCCGCCGGCUCCCGUGCCACUUCCCCGGGCUCGGGCCUCUGAGUGGGCCCCCCCCCCCAACCUUGGGGGUUGAUGGCUGUUCCUGCCAGCUUAUGACUUUACUGGGGCUGUCUGGCUUGAAGCCAUGGGUAUGAGAUACCCGCGAGUUGGGGGCUUCGAGACUUGCCCCUUCCCGGCCUGAGACCUUUGGAUUAUGACAUCCCCCCGACCCAGAGACCCCAAGCUGUACCCCCUCUCCCCAGCCUCUGAGAGCUCUCACCAUCAAAGAUCGAGAGACACCCCCUUCUGAUUUCAGAAACCCUACUUGCCCACCCCAAGCUCUGACACAUCCCUCCUAAACCACCAAAAAGCACCUUCCCUUUUCAAGACUCUCCAGGAAACUUUGUCCUUCAAUCCGAAAGCCCUGAGACUGCCUCCACCACCCUGUACUUUGAGGCCUGCCCUCUCACUGGGAAACCAUCCUAGACAUUACUGACUCCCAUCUCCAGCUUGGAGACCUCAACUUCCUUCCCAGGGCUCAGGGACCCUUACAUCCCAUUCUGGUCUCAGAAGCAGAGCACCCCCACCUGAAGGUUUUUGUGGACUUCGAACCUUUUUUCUCAUGCUGGAGCUCUGAGCCCUCCAUCCUGCAAACACCCACAUCCCCAGACUCUGAGGGUUAGGCACCCUCCCCCAAUAAGGGGAUGUAUUUCAUACUGCCCACCACCGCAGCUCUGGCUCAGGCUCCUCCCUUCCUUGGCCCAGGCUUGGGGCUCAGCUCCAACGGUCUCCCAUCCCCGGGACAGUCAUACCCCAUUAUAGCCUUAGUAUGGAACCAAUCCUCAGCCUUUCUCACCGGGGCUCUCUGAUCCCCUAAUACUCAGUGCUUGUCCCUAAUCUCCAGACUCUCAGGUCUUCACCCGGAUCUGAGUUUAAUCUCCCUGCCCAAGUUUUAGGCUAUCUAUCCCCUCCUACGCCCAUCACUUGCAUUCACUAUCCACCUCUGCCAUUCACUGGGUCAGGAUCCUGUGAGGAAUCCAUUCCUGGGAUGUGCCCACCCUCUUUCCUCCUAGGAUGAGCUCUCCAGCCCUGCAAGGCAGGUGCAGGUGCCAAGCGUCCUCCAACCAUACUGGCCCCAACCAGAUGCCCAUGAGGAAGGAGAGACGCCUGGGGGUUCAAAGUAGUUGGCUGGGCCUCAGAACCAGGGUCACCUGUACAUUGUGGCCUCAGAGAGAGGUAGGGGAGGGGCUCUGAAGGGCUGGGAGCUGCUCUCCACACACCCUUUCCCACCCAUGUGACUCUUUUCUCCCGGGGUUUCCUUGCUGUCAUGCCCCCUCCCCCAUGCCUUUUGGAAGAGGUGAGGGGCCUCAUUUCUUGUCUCAGGCACAAGCCAUCCUGUUUAGGGUCAGAGCCUCAGUGCCCUGCCUUCUGCAUGAUCCCAAAGCACAACUGGUGAGUGGGGAGGGGGCUGCCUCUCCUUGACUCCCAUCCCCUAGGUCAGGCAGAAUGGCUGGCCUGUGCUGCCUCUACACACAGGAAGGCUCUCCUCCUUCAACAUACUGGCUGAGGCCUGCCUUCCCACCCCCCACCCAGGACAUCUGGAUCUCCCUUGGGCAGUUUUCUAUAAAGUCUGCAAUAAUCUCGGAUACUCUA